Molecule: messenger RNA, 1483 nt
Organism: Ziziphus jujuba (common jujube)
Lineage: Eukaryota; Viridiplantae; Streptophyta; Magnoliopsida; Rosales; Rhamnaceae
Product: small ribosomal subunit protein bS1c
Exons: 7
Coding region: 107-1342 (411 amino acids)
Biological process (GO): translation
Cellular component (GO): chloroplast stroma
Molecular function (GO): mRNA binding; structural constituent of ribosome
Source: RefSeq, a predicted model, not a curated record
UCGUGAAACUCAACUCUCUAUAUCCCCUUUGCCCACCUUAUCUAAGCGUGCCCUUUUUUCGUUACUCUGAGAGUGUGAGGGCAACAAAGAUAGAUAGCAGCUAGCCAUGGCGUCUUUGGCUCAGCAAUUCAUAGGCCUGAGAUGCCCACCUCUCUCAACCUCGCGUCUCUCAAAGCCUUCCUCAACAAAGCAUACCCACAAGCCCACUCUGCUGCCUAUUGUCUCAGCUGUAGCCAUCUCAAACGCACAGACCAGAGAACGCCUUAAGCUCAAGGAACUCUUUGAAGAAGCCUACGAACGCUGUCGUACUGCCCCCACGGAAGGUGUUGCUUUUACCCUUGAAGAUUUCCAUGCUGCUCUUGAUAACUACGACUUCAAUUUUGAAAUUGGAACAAAGAUCAAGGGAACUGUUUUCUAUACAGAUAACAAUGGAGCACUAAUUGAUAUUAAUGCAAAGUCUUCAGCAUACUUGCCUUUGCAUGAGGCAUCAAUACACAAGAUAAAACAUGUAGAAGAAGCAGGCAUAGUUGCUGGUUUGAAAGAGGAGUUUGUGAUUACUCGUGAAAAUGAAGCUGAUGAUAGCUUGGAGUUGAGUUUAAAGUACAUCCAAUAUGAACUUGCGUGGGAACGAUGUAGACAGUUGCAAGCAGAGGAUGUCGUUGUCAAGGGUAAGGUUGUUGAUGCAAACAAAGGUGGAGUGGUGGCUGUGGUGGAAGGCCUUAGAGGUUUUGUUCCUUUCUCUCAGAUAUCGUCGAAAUCAACAGCAGAGGAGCUUCUUGAAAAGGAGAUUCCUCUAAAGUUUGUGGAGGUGGAUGAGGAAACCUCUAGGCUUGUUCUCAGUAACCGCAAGGCCAUGGCUGACAGCCAGGCACAGUUAGGAAUUGGAUCAGUGGUCGUUGGUACUGUUCAGAGCCUGAAGCCAUAUGGUGCCUUCAUCGAUAUUGGUGGAAUCAAUGGCCUUCUUCAUGUCAGUCAGAUCAGUCAUGACCGUGUCUCUGAUAUUGGAACAGUUCUUCAACCUGGUGAUACUCUUAAGGUCAUGAUACUGAGCCAUGACCGAGAGAGAGGCCGUGUAAGUCUAUCAACCAAGAAGUUAGAACCUACUCCUGGUGACAUGAUUCGCAAUCCAAAGCUUGUUUUCGAGAAGGCAGAGGAGAUGGCUCAGACAUUCAGGCAAAGAAUAGCUCAAGCAGAAGCUAUGGCUCGUGCAGAUAUGCUUCGGUUUCAGCCCGAGAGUGGAUUAACUCUGAGCUCUGAUGGUAUAUUGGGUCCUCUUACUUCAGACUUGCCAGCAGAGGGUCUUGAUCUGAGUGAUAUCCCCUCAGCCGAACAGUCUGAUUAAGACUGGAUAGUUAUUGUUUUUUAGAGCUUUCCUGUAUCAAUUUCAUUGUAAAAAUGGCACCAAAAAAUCCGUAACUUUGCCUCUAAGCUAAUUUUUUAAAAAAAAGAAAAGAAAAAAAAACAUUUUUUAAUUGAUCUCAAA